Messenger RNA from Malassezia japonica, 882 nucleotides. RefSeq lists its product as uncharacterized. NCBI's taxonomy places the organism in Eukaryota, Fungi, Basidiomycota, Malasseziomycetes, Malasseziales, Malasseziaceae. The transcript is spliced from 2 exons. The coding region runs from base 1 to 882 and encodes 293 amino acids. Gene Ontology annotation, cellular component: cytoplasm; mitochondrion. The record is from RefSeq and is a predicted model, not a curated record.
AUGGCGCACCUCCAGAGCAAUGCGACGCUGCGGCGCGUCGUCGAGUUCCUCGAGCUGAUUGCGCCGGCGCGCCUCGCCGGCAGCUGGGACAAUGUGGGACUGAUUGCGCAAUCUCCCGUGCCCCGCGCGUCCAAAGGCGUGUUCCUGGCGGUGGACCUGACCCCCGCCGUCGCCGAGGAGCUCCUCGCGAAGGACGUGAACACGGCGAUCAUUUACCAUCCCGUGGUCUUUUCGCCGGUGCGCUCGCUGACUAUGGCGAAUCCGCUGCAGUCGUCGAUCCUCAAGUGCAUCGCGUCGGGCAUUUCCAUCUACUGCCCCCACACGACCCUCGACGUGAUUGACGGCGGGAUCAACGACUGGAUCGCCGCCGGCCUGCAACACCCGUGGGAGAAGGAGGCGCUGAGUGACGAUGUGCUGUACCGCCGCGUGCGCGACGGCUCUGGUGCGGAGCCGUGCGAAAAAGCGCCCAAUGCCCGGACGCCGACCGAAGGCAUCGGCCGCGCCUUUACGCUUCCCGAGCCGUGCACGCUCGCGGCGCUGGUCGAGCGGGCGAAGCGCCACUUUGGCAUCGAGCAUGUGCAGAUUGCCGAAGGUGUCGGCAAGACCAUCGACACGCCGGUGCAAAAGGUGGCCGUGUGCGCCGGCAGCGGCGCGUCGGUGCUCAAGAGCAGCACCGACGCGGACGUGUGGGUGAGCGGCGAGCUUGGCCACCACGACAUCCUCGCGGCGAACGCGCAGGGCAUCUCGGUCAUCGUCACGAACCACACCAACACUGAGCGCCGCUUUUUCCGGACGCUCUUUGCGCCGCUCCUUCGUGAGCAGCUCCCCGAGCUGACGGUGUACGUCUCUGACGCGGACCGCGACCCUCUGCGCACCGUGUAA